Schistocerca piceifrons (Central American locust) is the source of this 2868-nucleotide messenger RNA. RefSeq names its product calnexin-like. The transcript is spliced from 11 exons. Gene Ontology annotation, biological process: protein folding. The record is from RefSeq and is a predicted model, not a curated record. Gene Ontology annotation, molecular function: calcium ion binding. NCBI's taxonomy places the organism in Eukaryota, Metazoa, Arthropoda, Insecta, Orthoptera, Acrididae. Bases 351 to 2267 code for a protein of 638 amino acids. Gene Ontology annotation, cellular component: endoplasmic reticulum membrane; endoplasmic reticulum.
UAAUAUAAUUGCAGUUAAUGUAAUUAAAUGUCAUAGGAACAAGUUCUUUUAUAUAAUUAUUUAUAAAAAAGAAACCACAUAAGUCUCGAAGGAAGGAACCUUACAUUACGUGGCAGUGUAGCAGUUAAACAACUGUUUGUUGCUGAUUGGCUUGGUUCACACCGGUCUUGUGAGGUGUGUAGGGUGCUAUAAGCAGGAAAUGGUAAUAGUUGUUUACGUGAUUCCAAUUUAGCCACCGCGACAUAAACGGAUGUUAAAUUUGAGACACAGUUUGGAUGCAUUUGCAGAGAUAUACGCUCAGAAUCUUGGCGUGAGGAAGAUUAUACGGUUAAAAGUUAGAUAAAUAAACCAUGAGGCUUAAACUGUAUCACUCUUCUUACAUCUACAUUUGUGCACUUGUUUUUGUGUGCCUGUGGACACAGUGCAGAUUUGAAGACAUAGAUGAUGACGAUGCUGUGGUGACCACAGAAGAAAUAGUACCGGAAGAGGCAGUUGUAAACGAAGAAAUAAAUUAUGAGAGUCCUAGACCAUCUGGAAAUGUUUAUUUUGCUGAGCAUUUUGAUGAUGUGAAUCGAUUCAAACAGAGAUGGGUUAGUUCUGAAGCAAAGAAAGAAGGCAUUGAUGAGAACAUAGCAAAGUAUGAUGGCAGGUGGGAAGUCGAACCUCCUGUAAAAGAUGGUUUGAAAGGAGACUUGGGAUUGGUACUGAAAAGUAAAGCAAAGCACGCAGCAAUUUCAGCGCGGCUGGAUAAGCCAUUUAGCUUUGUAGAUAAGCCACUCAUUGUUCAGUACGAAGUAGUCCUGCAGGAAGGACAAGAAUGCGGUGGUGCGUAUCUCAAGCUGCUUUCAGCAGGAAAGGCCACUGCCGAUUUGCGCCAAUUCCACGAUAAAACGCCGUACACCAUUAUGUUUGGGCCAGACAAGUGUGGUAAUGAUCAUAAGUUACACUUUAUCUUCCGACACAAAAAUCCAGUUAAUGGAACUUUAUCAGAAAAGCAUUGCAAGAAACCUAAAGAACGCCUGGAAGAGCCUUUCAAAGACAAACAGCCCCAUCUCUACACCCUAGUGGUACGGCCUGACAAUUCGUUUACCAUUAGCUUAGACAACAAGGUGAUUAAUGAAGGAAGUUUAUUAGAGGACUUCACUCCUCCUGUUAAUCCCCCAAAUGAGAUUGAUGAUCCAAAUGAUAAAAAACCUGACGACUGGGAUGAGAAAGAGAAGAUACCAGACCCAGAUGCUCGAAAACCUGAUGACUGGGAUGAGAAUGCACCUGCUAUGAUUGUUGAUAGCAGUGCAACAAAACCAGAAGGGUGGCUAGAAGAUGAACCAGAGAUGAUACCUGACCCAAAUGCAGAGAAACCUGAUGAUUGGGACACAGACAUGGAUGGAGAUUGGGAGGCUCCAUUAAUUCCUAAUCCUGUAUGUGAGAAAGCUCCAGGUUGUGGGCCAUGGAAACCACCUAUGGUAGCUAAUCCUGCAUACAAAGGGAAAUGGAGAGCACCUCUUAUUGAUAAUCCAAAUUAUAAGGGCAAAUGGAAACCUCGCCGCAUUCCAAAUCCUGACUUCUUUGAGGACAAGUCACCUUUCAAAAUGACAACAAUCUCAGCUGUGGGGUUUGAACUUUGGUCAAUGUCAAACAUGAUUUUGUUUGAUAAUAUCAUUGUAACUGAUGAUCCUGCUGUUGCUGAGAGGUGGGCAGCUGAAACCUUUAUACUGAAACGCAGAAAAAUUGAUAAGGAUUCUGAAACUUUGUGGGAAUCUGCAAUGCGUGCAAUGAACUACAAGCCUGGUUGGUGGGCACUCUACUUUCUUUAUUGCAUUGUACCUAUUGCAAUAUAUGUGUGGUACCUCUGCAGACGUGUUUCAGAGGAACGUGAUGAACAUAGGCGUACUGCUGAAGCAAAGAAGACAGAUGCCAUAUCUCCUGAUGAUAACAUAGAAGAAAUACAGGAACUGAAACCAAGAAACACUGUUCCAACUUCGAAGAGUGAUCUGGAGGUUCCAGAAGAGGAAGAGGAGGAAGAAGAAGAAAAAACAGCAGCAGCAGUAGAUGCUGCAGCAGAACCAGAAGUGGCAACUUCUGGAGUUCAGGAUGAAGGGGAGAAAACUAAAGGAUCCGAAGACUCUAAACCUGAGCAUACACCAGUUUCGGAACCUGAAGUGGAAAUAAUUGAAGAAGAGGAAGAAGAAAAUAAAGAUGCUGAUGGGGAAACAGCUGCAGGAGAUGCACCUCGGUCUCCAAAGAAAAGACGCCCCCGGAAAGAAUAAAUUGUCUUAAAACAAUGCAGCUGAUCUUAGCAUUACCUCAAAGUGCAGCUUCAGUUUACUGUGCUUUGUGACUGAAACAGAAACUCUGAACAUAGAGUGCUAAUUUUGAUUGUGUUUGUUUUACGUUGUUGAAAAUAUUGUGCAGAUGUUUAUAGUUUUAUGUAUUACUGUAUGUGUUCAUGACUGUCAGUGUGAAUCAACUAUGGGUAACAAACUCAGUUAUUUUUUAAAAAAAUGCAGUUGAAAUAUUUUCGUUACACUGCUUCAGUUCUGGUCAUUUUAACUGUUUCAUUUGUGGUUUUUAUUUAUAUAUAAUUAUUAUUGUUUUCUUAAAGUUUAGUAUGGAUGUGUCACAGAGAAUAUGGUUGAAGUAACAAGUGUGUACCAAAGUUUUUGUAGUGUUUGCAUAAUCUUGCUAUCAAUGCCUUAUAAUGCUGGAAAUCAUUGCCAGGAUAAACAUUCAUUUCAUUCCAUGCCAUUUAUUUCUACAUAAUGAUAUGUAAAGAAAUUUAAAGCUGUUAGAUAUUUUAGUUUGGAAGAUGCUGAAGAGUAUUAAAUUGUCAUUUAGUAACCUCAUUCUUCCAAUAUGUUAUACUUUAUC